CGUACUGGCGCCGUCCCGGCCGGCCCGUUGUUCGCUCGCCGCGCGCGGUUGGCUGGAGAGCGCUGACUACGUCGCGUCUCCAUCAUCUGCUCCGCAAUCCCUAGAUUUUGCAUCGAUCCAUCGGUCGAGCUCCUGAUCCUAUAAUUCACAAGCCUGCGCGCAUAGGCGGGGAGGGGGUAUGAGCGCACGAGCAGCGGAGCAGCCGCAGCCACAACCGUACCUCCUCCGAUCCGACGACCUCCAUAGCCAGCAGCAGCAAGCGAGGAGGGCUCGGCGAGCAUGGGGGCUCCACUGGCUUCCUGGCCAUGGGAGAACCUUGGCACCUACAAGGCAUGCACGAGGACACGAGUGGCCGCCGCCGCCGCUGCUGCUGCAUCUGUCUUUAUUAUCCGCGUGCACCUUCGAUCGAUCGUCGCCGUCCCUGAUUUGUUUCUGGUCUGGUUGUUCACUCGCCGCAGUACCUGCUGUGCGGGCCGCUGGUCGCCAAGGCCGUGGGCGGCAGGGCGUGGGAGCGCGCGAGCCCGGACCACUGGUGCUUCCUCCUCCUCCUCUUCUUCCUCCGGACGGCGACCUACCGCCUCUGGGGCGUCUUCACCAACAUGCUCUUCCUCAACCGCCGCCGCGUCAUCGCCCGGGACGGCGUCGACUUCCAGCAGAUCGACAAGGAGUGGCACUGGGACAACUUCCUGAUCCUGCAGCUCUGGCUGGCGGCCGCGGCCCUGUACGCCUUCCCUUCCCUGAGGCACCUCCCUCCCUGGGACGCGCGGGGCGCGGCCGUGGCGCUCCUGCUCCACGUUGCGGCCACGGAGCCCCUCUUCUACCUGCUGCACAGGGCCCUGCACGGCGGCCGGCUCUUCGCGGACUACCACUACCUCCACCACUCCAGCAGAAUCCUCCAGCCUUACUCGGCUGGGUUCGCGACGCCGCUUGAGAUCCUGGCGAUCAGCGCGCUCAUGGCGGUGCCCGUCGCGGCCGCCUGCGCGGCGGGGCUCGGCUCCGCCUGGCUCGUCUUCGGCUACACGCUGGCGUUCGACUUCCUCAGGGCCAUGGGGCACUGCAACGUCGAGGUGAUCCCCGGGUGGCUCUUCCAGAACGUCCCGGCUGUCAGAUACCUCAUCGCCACCCCGACAUACCAUACUAUUCACCACACCGAUAAGGACAGCAACUUCUGUCUCUUUAUGCCAUUAUUUGAUCUGCUGGGAGGAACACUGAAUGACAAGUCCUGGGAGCUGCAGAAAAGAAACAGCGCAGGGACCGACGAGAUCCCCGGGUUCGUGUUCCUGAUCCACGUCGUGGAUGUGACGGCGUCCCUGCACAACAGUAUGAUGAGCAGGAGCUUCGCCUCGCUGCCGUACCGCGGAGCCACGCCGGCGGCCCUGCUGCACUGGCCCAUCGCGUUCGCGGUCAUGCUCGCGAUGUGGGCGUCCUCCAAGACCUUCGUCGCCUACUUCUACAGGCUCCGGGGGCGGCUGUUCCAGACCUGGGUCGUCCCCAGGUACGGCUUCCAGUACUUCUUGCCGUUCGCGAAAGAUGGCAUCAACAAGCAGAUCGAGGCGGCCAUCCUGAGGGCCGACAAGAUGGGCGUCAAGGUGGUCAGCCUCGCGGCGCUGAACAAGAACGAGGGGCUGAACGGCGGGGGCACGCUGUUCGUGGCGAAGCACCCGGGCCUGCGGGUGCGCAUCGUCCACGGCAACACGCUCACGGCGGCGGUGAUCCUGCGGGAGAUCCCUGAGGGCACGGCGGAGGUGUUCCUGACCGGCGCCACCUCCAAGCUCGGCCGCGCCAUCGCGCUCUACCUCUGCCGGAAGAGGGUCCGCGUCAUGAUGCUGACGGCGUCGGAGGAGAGGUUCCAGAAGAUCCAGGAGGAGGCGCCGCCGGAGGCCCAGCAGUACCUGGUCCGGGUCACCAAGUGCCAGUCGGCCCAGCACUGCAAGACGUGGAUCGCCGGGAAGUGGCUGUCGCCGCGGCAGCAGCUGUGGGCGCCGGCGGGCACGCACUUCCACCAGUUCGUGGUGCCGCCCAUCCUCCGCUUCCGCCGGGACUGCACCUACGGCGAGCUCGCCGCCAUGCGCCUGCCCGACGACGUCCAGGGCCUCGGCGUCUGCGAGUACACCCUGGGCCGCGGCGUGGUGCACGCGUGCCACGCGGGCGGCGUCGUGCACUUCCUGGAGGGGUACGAGGGCCACGAGGUCGGCGCCAUCGACGUCGACCGCAUCGACGUCGUGUGGGAGGCCGCGAUGCGCCACGGCCUGCGCGCCGCCUGAUCGAUCGGGAGCCAGCCGGGCACGCCGCUGCUUCAGCGCGAGGCGAUCCCUUUCAUUCGCAUGCCAGUGCAGAGAUGUCACGUCUGAUCGAAUUCAGUGAACAGCCGUUCAUAAUAAGUACACUAUCAGUGCAAUAAGUGUAACUAACCCCUUGUUUAGUUGCAUAAUUCAAAAAUCCAAAACUAUCACAUCGAAGAGGAAUCUUACAUGCAUGGAGUAUUAAAUU
Molecule: messenger RNA, 2490 nt
Organism: Panicum virgatum (switchgrass)
Lineage: Eukaryota; Viridiplantae; Streptophyta; Magnoliopsida; Poales; Poaceae
Product: very-long-chain aldehyde decarbonylase GL1-1-like
Exons: 10
Coding region: 600-2264 (554 amino acids)
Biological process (GO): lipid biosynthetic process
Molecular function (GO): oxidoreductase activity; iron ion binding
Source: RefSeq, a predicted model, not a curated record